AUGUACGCGGGCGCGUGGUGGCUGUUACCCGCAUCUUCUCACUGGCAACGCGACGUUCCAUCCCCUCAAAUCCAACUUCCCCAGGGUUUUGUCACAGGUCUUAGUGCGCCCCAAUUCGAUCAGGAUUAUUUCCUGGGCAUUCCGUAUGCUCAGCCUCCAUUGGACAAGUUGAGGUUUGCGAAGCCCCAACCACUGAGACCGAAUCCGAGUCACAAGGUGGACGCUACCCAGUACGGAAAAGCAUGUUUUCAACCGCUUAAUACCACCCCGAUCAUAACAGCUUCUGACUUGUCAGAAGAUUGUCUUUUUGUCAAUGUCUUUCGACCCUCGAACUUUCCCCAUGGUGCGAAACUUCCUGUGAUGGUUUGGAUUCAUGGAGGAGGUUUUGCUUUCGGUGCGUCGCAACUAUACAAUGGCUUGGUGAUCGUCGAGCAAAGCGUUCAUCUGAAUGAAUCUAUCAUCUACGUCUCCUUCAAUUACCGUCUAAAUGCUUUUGGUUUCCUCGCUGCUCCUCAACUGGCACACGCUUCUACCACCGGAACACUCAAUGCCGGCUUACAUGAUAUGAUUGGCGCAUUGAAAUGGGUACAGGAGAAUAUUGCUGCUUUUGGAGGAGACAAAGACCGAGUGACAGUGUUUGGUCAGUCGGCAGGUGCAGUUGGGAUUGGAUCUCUCCUUGUCGCUGGAGGUGGGCAUUAUGUGAAACAGCACAAUCUAUUCCAUGGCGCCAUUAUGGAGAGCGGAGCUCCAGGAAGUGCCCCCGUUCCUACUGUGUCCGAUGUCCUGCCCUGGACCGAUAUAUUUGCUGCAGCGGCAGGCUGUCUUCCCUCAGAUCCCUCGAUCAUAUCAUGUCUUCGUUCCAAAUCUUCCGAGGCGCUUUACCGUGCUUCACUCGUGACGUUAAAUACGACAGACCCCGCAUUUAUUUUCAACCAUGUGGUGGAUGGGUUCUUUUUCGAGGAGGGGAAACGUGCCGCGGAAGAAGUAAGAAGGGGAAAUGUGGCGGGUGUCCCUAUCAUCACGGGGUGCAAUCUCGACGAAGGGACGUUGUUCGUGCCCCACACGUUCAACACGGCGGACGAAAUAGUGAAUUAUUUCCGAGAAUUUUUCUACCUCGGGAACCUUAGUGUGGCGACGUCAGAACAAAGGAGGCUUUUCAAGGGCCUUCUGGAGCUAUACCCCGAUAUUCCCGCAAUCGGAAGUCCCUAUGAUCCUGUCGGGGUAAGUAAAGACGAUCGGUUCUUUGGGCCCAAUAAUCAAUACAAGAGAGCCGCGAGUUUAUUUGGGGAUGUCGUCUUCCACAGCGGUCGACGCGCAUUGUUGGAUGCGUAUAUUCGGCGCUUUGUGUUCUACCCGGCAUGGACAUACCUGUAUACACAAGUGACUUCAGAAGAACCAGUGUACGAUGGUGUUUUUCACGGAAGUGAGAUUCCAGCUGUAUUUGGCCUGUAUGCCGUCCAGAAUGGGACCACUGUUCUGGGCACAACCUCGUUAUAUAUGAUGAAGGCCUGGGUCGCCUUCGCGAAUUCCUUCGAUCCUAACCGCCCAUCUUUGCCAAAUUGGCCCAAGUAUGGAAAGCAACGCCACAUGUUGCAGAUAGGGAAUGGGCACUUCGAUGUCAUCACUGAUGAUUUCCGAAAGACGGGAAUAGAAUUCUUGCAGAGGAAGGACUUUACGGACACGUUUAAUUUCUAA
Cantharellus anzutake is the source of this 1695-nucleotide messenger RNA. RefSeq names its product Alpha/Beta hydrolase protein. The transcript is spliced from 9 exons. The record is from RefSeq and is a predicted model, not a curated record. NCBI's taxonomy places the organism in Eukaryota, Fungi, Basidiomycota, Agaricomycetes, Cantharellales, Hydnaceae. The coding region runs from base 1 to 1695 and encodes 564 amino acids.